AGUGUUCAUUUAUAUACGUAGCACUGUAGGUAGUGCCCCUGGAGUUGUGUAGCUCGGCGGCCCUGGCUUGAAGCCUGGUACCCCCAGAGACCCACAUCGUAGACCAUGAAUUCCUCACCAGCAUCGAGCUGUCAUCGUGCCAAGCACUUACUGAGUGCCUCGUGGGGACUGGGUUCUAAGUGUCCUCCUGUGCCUCUGGAACAUGCAGUACAGGAUAAGCAGUUUGAGGUCGACUAUCCGCUGGUCAACACAGAUACAUCCUUUGACUGGUUUUCUCAGCUACCUUCUUGAUUCCAGAACUUCCAUGGCCCUCCUCUUUAUUAUCCAUUUCUAAUCUGGGGGAACUUCCUUUUUUCCCUUUCAGUUGCAGAGCUACUUUGCUGCAUGUGAAGAUGAGACCCCUGCCAUCCGGAACCACGACAAGGUCCUGCAGCGUCUGUGUGAGCACUUGGACCACGCCCUGCUCUAUGGGUAAGGAGGUGGCCUCUGGAGAGGACAGUACAGAGCAGCAGGGCAGGACCCCGAGCCCGUGAGUAGCCCUCAGAGGGAGGUCCCUAGCCUCGUCUGCCUUUUAUUUCUUCUUUCCCUUAGCAGAAAACGAUUUGUCUCACUCAGGUGGGCUGCAGACUGUCUGGGGUUAUCCCAGUAAUCCGUCUCUGAGCGGGCAUGAAUGACUGGGGAAAGGAUUAGCGACAGAUGAAAUGAUGGUGUGAAGGCCUGGUGGCUGCCUGGGGGUCCCGCUGGGAAUCCCUUGCUUUCAGCCUUGGGCUUCCUCCUGAUACGAAGGCUGGUGGACCAACUGACUGCAGCUUCCCAGGGUGGCCCCGUUUAGGUCAUAGCAGCUCCUGUCCUGUUUUCUCAGACUGCAAGACCUCUCAUCUGGCUACUGGGUGCUCGUGGUGCAUUUCACCCGGAGAGAGGCCAUCAAGCAGAUCGAGGUGCUGCAGCACGUGGCCACCAACCUGGGACGCAGCCGGGCCUGGCUGUACCUGGCCCUCAACGAGAACUCCCUGGAGAGCUACCUGCGGCUGUUCCAGGAGAACCUGGGUCUCCUGCACAAGUACUACGUCAAGACGCCCCCUACUUAGACUUGGCCCCCUACAUGCCUGACUACUACAAACCCCAGUACCUGCUGGACUUUGAAGACCGCCUCCCCAGCUCGGUCCACGGCUCGGACAGCCUCUCCCUCAACUCCUUCAACUCCGUCACCUCCACCACCCUGGAGUGGGACGACAGUGCCAUCGCCCCGUCUAGUGAGGAUUAUGAUUUUGGAGAUGUGUUUCCAGCAGUGCCGUCUGUACCCAGCACAGACUGGGAAGAUGGAGACCUCACAGACACUGUCAGUGGCCCCCGCUCUACUGCCUCGGACCCGGCCAGCAGCAAGGCUUCCACCAAGAGUCCCACCCAGCGCCACAACCCCUUCAAUGAGGACCAGGCAGAGACCGUGUCCUCCUCCGACACCACCCCUGUGCACACUGCCUCUCAGGAGAAGGGGGAGCCCCAUACCCCGGACUUGCCAGACACCUGCACAGAGCUCGAGGUCAUCAGGGUCACCAAGAAGAAGAAAAUUGGCAAGAAGAAGAAGCCCAGAUCGGAUGAGGAAGCAAGUCCACUCCACCCGGUCUCUACCCAGCACACGUGUGCCAGGCGGGGCAGUGGUGACACCCUCGUCAGCAGCCCAGGCCCCGGGCGGGUCUCCCCAGACAAGACCCUCUCCUCCGCCGGGGAGGAGACAGAGGGGCCCGGCAGCACAGCCGAGGGCAGCGAGCGCUCAGAGCCCGGCCAGGUGGGCCUGCUUAUCCCCGAGAUGAAGGACACCUCCAUGGAGUGCUUGGGGCAGCCCUUGAGUAAGGUCAUUGAUCAGCUCCACGGGCAGCUGGACCCCAGCACCUGGUGCUCCCACGUCGAGCCCCCCAACCAGUCCUUUCGGACUGGCUCUCCCGGGGACGCCCCGGAGAGGCCGCCAUUUUGCGACUUUAGUGAGGGGCUUCCAGCCCCAAUGGACUUCUACCGCUUUACCGUCGAGAGUCCAAGUACUGUUGCAUCAGGUGGCGGCCACCAUGACCCUGCAGGGCCUGGCCAACCGCUGCAUGUUCCUGGUAGCCCUGCGGCUGCUGGCCAAGAAGAAGAGGGAGGAGGACGAGGGCCGGGACAGGCGCCUCGGCCCCUAGAGGACACCCCGGGGGAGACGCAGGAGCCAGAGGCCCGGGAGCUGGAGACCCGGUUGCCCCUGGUCGGUGAGGGACCUGUGCCUGAGCAGGAGCCUGGGACCCAGGAAACUCUUUGCCAACUCAAGCGAGACCAGCCCAGCCCUUGUCUGAGCAGCGCCGAGGACUCUGGGGUGGAUGAGGGGCAGGGGAGCCCUUCGGAGAUGAGCCACUCGGCAGAGUUCAGGGUAGACAACAAUCACUUACUCCUGCUCAUGAUCCACGUGUUCCGAGAAAACGAAGAGCAGCUCUUCAGAAUGAUCCGGAUGAGCACGGGGCACAUGGAGGGCAACCUGCAGCUGCUGUACGUGCUGCUCACAGACUGCUAUGUCUACCUGCUCCGGAAAGGGGCCACAGAGAAGCCAUACCUGGUGGAAGAGGCUGUUUCUUACAAUGAACUUGACUACGUGUCGGUGGGCCUCGACCAGCAGACGGUGAAGCUGGUGUGCACCAACCGCAGGAAGCAGUUUCUGCUGGACACGGCGGACGUGGCCCUGGCCGAGUUCUUCUUGGCUUCUUUGAAGUCAGCCAUGAUCAAGGGCUGUCGGGAACCACCCUACCCCAGCGUCCUGACUGAUGCCACCAUGGAGAAGCUGGCACUGGCCAAAUUUGUGGCCCAGGAAUCUAAGUGUGACGCGACCACUGUUUCUGUGUGCUUCUACGGGCUCGUGCACUGGCAGGACCCCCAGGAUGAGUCCCUGGGCCGCAUCCCCUGCCACUGCUCACCCCCUGAGGGUGCCGUCACCAAAGAAGGCAUGCUGCAUUACAAGGCGGGCACCUCCUACCUGGGCAAGGAACACUGGAAGACGUGCUUCGUGGUGCUCAGCAACGGGAUCCUCUACCAGUACCCCGACCGCACUGAUGUCACCCCCCUGCUCUCAGUGAACAUGGGGGGGGAGCAGUGCGGUGGCUGUCGGAGAUCCAGCACCACGGACCGGCCCCACGCCUUCCAGGUCAUCCUCGCCGACCGGCCCUGCCUGGAGCUGAGCGCCAGCAGCGAGGCUGAGAUGGCUGACUGGAUGCAGCACCUCUGCCAGGCCGUGUCCAAAGGGGUCAUCCCCCAGGGGGUAACUCCCAGCCCCUGCAUCCCCUGCUGCCUGGUGAUCACGGAUGACCGCCUCUUCACGUGCCACGAGGACUGCCAGACCAGCUUCUUCCGCUCCCUGGGCACCGCCCAGCUGGCCGACAUCAGCACCGUCUCCACUGAACCGGGCAAGGAGUACUGUGUCUUGGAGUUUUCCCAGGACAGCCAGCAGCCCCUCCCACCCUGGGUCAUUUACCUGAGCUGCACAUCUGAACUGGACCGAUUCCUGUCUGCACUGAACUCCGGGUGGAAAACCAUCUACCAGGUGGACCUCCCCCGCAAGGCCAUCCAGGAAGCCUCCAACAAGAAGAAGUUCGAGGACGCCCUGAGCCUCAUCCACAGCGCCUGGCAGCGGAGCGACAGCCUGUGCCGGGGCAGAGCCUCCCGGGACCCCUGGUGCUGAGGCGGAGCUGGCGGGCGCCCUGGAGGGGCCGGAGAGGGAGGCGCGCGAGCGGCUGCUGGGGCCAGGCUCCCGCCCUGGUUCCCGGGCAGCAGAACCACCGAGAGGGGCUUGAGACAAGGUCUCCCUCCCAGGGACCCAG
Messenger RNA from Lagenorhynchus albirostris (white-beaked dolphin), 3833 nucleotides. RefSeq names its product pleckstrin homology and RUN domain containing M2 (gene PLEKHM2). Lineage: Eukaryota; Metazoa; Chordata; Mammalia; Artiodactyla; Delphinidae. Gene Ontology annotation, molecular function: kinesin binding. Gene Ontology annotation, cellular component: endosome membrane. The transcript has 17 exons. Gene Ontology annotation, biological process: Golgi organization; regulation of protein localization; positive regulation of membrane tubulation. The coding region runs from base 1103 to 3694 and encodes 863 amino acids. The record is from RefSeq and is a predicted model, not a curated record.